ACAACGGACUGUCAAUGCGUCAAGGGAGGCUUUUCUUUGUGACACGUUAUCUUUCACUAAGUGUAAAUUCAAGGGUAAACGCAUAUUAGGUACUUUUAAAUUAUUACCUGCGUACAUUCAGCAGGCAUACGCCGGUAACCGGAUUCCUGCUCUUACUUUAUGCUUGAUGACCAAAUGUGGACACAUAUAAAAUGGCUGGCUUUGAGUUUUCAAUUUAACUAUUUUUUCACUUCUGAUUUCCAUCAUCACAUCUUACUCGUGGCCAAUACUUCAUAUGAAACUAGGUCUCUGCCAUGGCAGCUACUAACGAGACCUCCUUUCCUGAAAGAAACAGGGGAUGGUACCAAGAUGACUUAACUGAGAUCAACGGGCCUAUUCGAAAGCUUCUCGAAAAUUACUCUAAAAUACCCAGCUCCGAAGUUGUCAAGCAUGUCAACAGCAUACGAGAACGGGGCUUUGCAGCCAAUCCUUACCCUUGCAUCGGACUCUACCGCUUUACGAAUCUAACCCUACUCAGUCAUCCUUUGUACAACACAAUCAUAGAGCGCCUCAAUGUCGCAAAUGCUACCUACUUGGAUGUCGGCUGUUGCUUUGGGCAAGAUCUGCGCCAACUAGUGCAAGAUGGCGUUCCUUCAGACCGACUCAUCGGCCUCGAUGUCGCAGGGGCUUUGAUGGAUCUUGGCUACGACUUCUUUCUGGAUCGCGAGGCAUUACGCUCAUGCUUCGUGGUAGCUGACGUAUUCAAGGGGGCGGAGCAAGGACCAGUAUGGACGGAUUUAGAGAAACGUGGUGUGGAUGUGAUGCAUUGUAGCGCCUUUUUUCAUCUGUUUACCCUUGAGGACCAGAUUUUCGCGGCGAAAAAUCUUGCGAAACUUAUUAAGAAAGACGGAGUGAUCGUCGGAAGACAAAUUGGCAGCGUUAAGCCCGGAGAUGUGCCCGCCAUCAAGGAUAAAAGCCUUAGCUACAGGCACAACGUAGAUACGUUUAAUAAUAUGUGGCAAAAGGUGGGAGAAGCUACGCAAACGCAAUGGAAGGUUGAGGGCACUAUGGAUAUGAUUGGGAUCAAUAUUAAUAGUCCCGUAGAGAAUGAGGAUAGCCGUCGACUGCUCUUUACCGUAACUAGGAUUGUAUAGACUGGGCCAGUAUCAGAAUAAGUACAAAAUACACUACCAUAUCAAAUGAGAUGACUUAUAUAAGGGUCAUAAAUGCGAGCAUCUAUUACUCGGAACUUGACGGUGUAGACUACGGGGGAUCCGAAAAUUCUAUACAAC
Molecule: messenger RNA, 1271 nt
Organism: Daldinia decipiens
Lineage: Eukaryota; Fungi; Ascomycota; Sordariomycetes; Xylariales; Hypoxylaceae
Exons: 2
Coding region: 294-1133 (279 amino acids)
Source: RefSeq, a predicted model, not a curated record